Messenger RNA from Monascus purpureus, 1017 nucleotides. The record is from the annotation of a GenBank genome assembly. Lineage: Eukaryota; Fungi; Ascomycota; Eurotiomycetes; Eurotiales; Aspergillaceae.
AUGCCAUCAAUCAUCCGCCUCUGUCCACGCCCCUUCACCUCACUCCCCUGUCACCCAGCCUUCGACGGCGAAGAUAACACCGUCACCCGCGACAGCAACGAGACAGCCCAGUCUCGUCCCGACCUCCGCACCUUUCUUCACUCUGCUCUCUUAGAAGCCCAGACCUUCCUGGUCACCACCAUCCCGCGGAACUUCAAGGUUAACGGCCGAGCGCGCUGGUCUCCACCAUCAACCGCCAAGGUCCAGCUCCUCACUCAUACCAUCCGCGCGGAGGACCAAGAACUCGACUACCCGGGCCGCAGACAGGAUGAGUUCUGGGUCUGUCGGCGCAGUGUGCAUCUCGAUGCGCCCGUGGAGGGGACCGCGUCGUGGAAUGAGUUCCGGCGCGGGUUGAGGGAGAAUCAUUCCGAGAAUGAGAUGGAGUAUACACCUAGUUUGACGGGUGUGGAGAGGUUGAUGGAGUGGCCUAUACAGGAUGAGAUAGAGGGAGGAUGGAGGGAGGUGGAUAUGCAUGUGAACAUGCUCACCCACACGGUUCAGCCACAAGCCCUCGUUUCCCCACGCAGCUUCGUCAGUCUGAUCAUCUCCGCCCUCAGUCCCCCAAGUUCUCCCAAUACUACCGAGUCGAAUAGCUGGGUGACUAUACAGAUCCCACUGGCACAUGACCCUGUCGACUCCAUCCCCGAGUCCAUCCGGUCCAGGAUCGCUUCGUCGGCGCCAAAGAACACCAUCUUCGCCUCGUACGCCAGUAUCGAGCGUCUGGUUCACCUAUCUCCUCCCCGCCGUGGUAGUAGCGGCAGCGGUGGUGGAACGGGUGAUCUGACUGUCAGCAGGACCCAGAGUCAGUCGCGGUCGAAGGUCGAAUGGACCUUGGCGACGACUUCGGAUGCUGGCGGUUCAGUUCCCCAGUGGGUGCAGCGGAGCUGGUACUUCGGUGGUGUGCCCAAGGCUGUGGUUAAGGAUGUUGGGCUCUUUAUCGGGUGGACUGCGCAACGGAGGAGCUCGAACCCGCCCUGA